AUGAAAGCCACCGCAUACCUUCUCUUCCUCACAGCGGCCACGCUCACCGCCGCCGCGCCCGUUGACGAGGGUUUGCUAUCCCCCGGAACUACCUCUCCGGCUCUGAGCAGGCGUCUACGUGUCAGGGCGCCGGCUGGCGAAUGGAACGUACUCCCCGGAACUACCUCCUCUCUGCGUGCCAGGGCGCCGGCCGGCGAAUGGAACGUACUCCCCGGAACUACCUCCUCUCUGCGUGCCAGGGCGCCGGCCGGCGAAUGGAACGUACUCCCCGGAACUACCUCCUCUCUACGUGCCAGGGCACCCGUAGACGAAUCCAACAACGAGGCUCCCUGGGGCCCCGAAAACCCACCCCUCGCCAGCAGGUCCCCCGUAGAUGAAUCCAACGACGAAGCUUCCCGGAGCCCUGAAAACCCGCCCACCGAGCCUCUCCUUGCCGGUAGGGCACCCGCCGGCGAAUGGAACGUAGCCGAAAACACAUCUCCGGUUGCACGCAGCAGCCGUCUAGUUGCUAGGUCUUUUGCCUCUUAG
Pyrenophora tritici-repentis Pt-1C-BFP is the source of this 528-nucleotide messenger RNA. RefSeq names its product Drf-FH1 multi-domain protein. The record is from RefSeq and is a predicted model, not a curated record. NCBI's taxonomy places the organism in Eukaryota, Fungi, Ascomycota, Dothideomycetes, Pleosporales, Pleosporaceae.